Messenger RNA from Panonychus citri (citrus red mite), 1106 nucleotides. It is a transcript of the gene Prosalpha7, whose product is annotated as proteasome subunit alpha type-3-like. Gene Ontology annotation, cellular component: proteasome core complex, alpha-subunit complex; proteasome core complex; synapse. The transcript has a single exon. Bases 104 to 916 code for a protein of 270 amino acids. Lineage: Eukaryota; Metazoa; Arthropoda; Arachnida; Trombidiformes; Tetranychidae. The record is from RefSeq and is a predicted model, not a curated record. Gene Ontology annotation, biological process: ubiquitin-dependent protein catabolic process.
UGAUUUAGCAAAACUGUUUCUUCAAUUUUAAUAGAUUUUGUUUUCUUCAAUUAGUUAAUUUAGAUUUUGUUAAAUUGUUUUUCUAUUUUUGUGUCAUCUAAAUAUGAGUUCUAUUGGUACUGGUUAUGAUCUUUCCGCUUCCCAAUUCUCUCCAGAUGGAAGAAUUUUCCAAAUAGAAUAUGCCCAAAAAGCGGUUGACAAUAGUGGUACUGUUGUUGCUCUAAGAGGUAAAGAUGGUGUUGUUUUUGCUGUUGAGAAAAUUGUCCCAUCAAAGUUACACGAGGAAGGAGCUAAUCGGCGAAUUUUCAAUAUCGAUAGACACAUUGGUUGUGCCACCGCAGGUUUGAUUGCCGAUGCUCGGGCCAUUGUAAAUGUUGGCAGAGAUGAGGCUUCCAAAUACCGGCGAGAGAAAGGUCAAGUUAUCCCUUUAAAGUAUCUUAAAGAUAGAGUUGCAAUGUAUAUGCACGCUUACACCCUUUAUUCAGCAUUAAGACCUUUUGGAACAUCCAUUUUAAUGGGUGCUUGGGAUCCCGUUGAUGGAGCGCAACUUUAUUGUCUUGACCCUUCUGGAUCAAAUUAUGGUUACUUUGGCUGUGCCAUUGGAAAAGCCAAGCAAGCGGCUAAAACUGAAAUUGAAAAGAUUUCCUUCAACGAUAUGAAAUGUAAAGAUUUGAUCAAAGAAGCUGCGAAAAUAAUUUACAUAGUUCAUGAUGAAAUUAAAGAUAAAAGCUUUGAACUUGAAUUAUCUUGGAUCACUGAGGGAACCAAAGGUCACCAUGAAGCUGUUCCUCAGGAAAUUUUCAAUGAAGCUGAAGCUUAUGCUAAAGCCUCACUAAGACACGAUUCAGACUCCGAGGAUGAGGACAAAGAAGCUGAAAAGGGAAGCGAUUCAUUGAAGUCAUCAACUCAUUCUUAAUCCAUAUAAACACGUGAAAGCUUUUCAAACACACAUUUGAGGUCGAAAAAAACUUUACCGGUCAAGUAUAUGGUCAACUAAUCGUAACUGUAUAAAUACAUGAAAAAAAAGAUACUUUUCUCAAUGAACUAAUUUCUAUUAACUAUAUAAAUAAUUGAAAUGAUUAAAUGAUAACCAUUUCAUUUAUUGA